AUUUCCUGAAACCACAAACUCAACUGAAAGCGUUUCGUUUCCAUAGCAACAGGCUAGUCCUGAAACCAGCGCCACGCAGCAGAAACUAUUCAAACCAGUGGAAAACAAAAUAAAAAUGAGGAUUAUAAUUGCCGAAGAUCCAAACUGGUCCCUGGAUUUGGUUCCCAGUUUGUCCAGCCUAUGUCAACGAUGCAUUGCAGACAAAAUUGAAGAUCAUAAGUAUUUAUUUGAAAAACUCACCCCUGAGCUGAAAGACGCAAUUCAGCCGAAGUUGUCUCUUUCCCUGCCUCUGCAUGUGACUGCCGACCUGGUCCCUGACGGUGUGUUCUGGAAGCGGUGUUGCCAGCAGCGGUGGAACAUCUGUGACAUCUCUCUGUAUGGCUUCAGCUGGAAACGCAUGUUCUUCGAAAGGCACUUGGAGAACUUAAUCGAACUUUUCGUCCCAGAGGAAACAGAUUUUAAGGUUAUUCUUGAUGUGCUUCCUCUCUGUAAAAAUUACGUCAAGCGGUUGCACAUCACACAGCUGCUACUGCCUUCAAGGAAGUUUGUGAAGGGGAGGGAUGAUGAUCAGAAUGAAGUAGCAACGCUUGCUAAUGAGGAGGAAGAUGAUACGACAACUGGUCAUUUUGACUUUGGGACUGUGUUGGCUGAGCUGACAGAACUGGAAGAACUCUAUUUGGUGUAUAGAAUCAAACAAUGUGGGAUGAACUUUGAAUGGGCAAUGUUCCAAAUAACCGACAGGGACUGUAGAGCCCUCACCAUAGCUUUUAAGGGCUGCAAGACUCUGAAGGUUCUGAGGAUUCGUCAAAGUCAAAUUGACGAUAAAAAGUGUCGCCCGCUGCUGAGAUGUCUUAUGGAACAUCCUUCCCUCAUAGAGCUUGACUUAUCCCACAACAUCAUCAGAGAUGGUGGUGCCAGGUCUGUUGCAGAGCUGCUCUCCAAGGGCCAACUGAAGAAACUCAACAUUUGCAACAAUGAAAUUGAAGUCCAGGGAGCCCAAGCAUUAGCUGAGGUUCUGUCAAACAAUUCCUCUCUGCUGUACCUAAACUUGCGUCUGAACCAGGUGAGGGACGAAGGUGGGCAGGCCAUUGCCGAGGCCUUGCAGAAAAACACAACUCUGACAUACCUGAACCUGGCAGGCAAUGAUUUGACCUUCAUAACUGCUAUUGUGCUGUCAAAAGUGCUGCUAAAGAAUAGAAGACUGAGGACCCUUGAUCUGUCCUGCAACCUCCUUGGAGAUGUCGGAGGUAAAGCUUUGGCAGAGGCAAUGGCUCACAACAGCACUCUAACAGAUUGUGAUAUCCGCGAGACAGACAUGGAUGAGACGAAUGCUACCUCCAUUAACAAGGCGAUUUGGACCAAUCAGUGUGCAGACAGAUACAGGGGACCUCUGCACAGGAGAAGAAGUACCAUCUGUAUUUAAUAUAAACUUGCAUUUAUCAGAUACAGAGUCUUACUCCAUAUCUGUAUCUUAAACCACA
Poeciliopsis prolifica (blackstripe livebearer) is the source of this 1481-nucleotide messenger RNA. It is a transcript of the gene drc5, whose product is annotated as t-complex-associated-testis-expressed 1. Gene Ontology annotation, molecular function: protein binding. The transcript has 5 exons. The coding region runs from base 116 to 1423 and encodes 435 amino acids. The record is from RefSeq and is a predicted model, not a curated record. NCBI's taxonomy places the organism in Eukaryota, Metazoa, Chordata, Actinopteri, Cyprinodontiformes, Poeciliidae.